AGUGAUAAACGCAGAAGAGUUUAAGAUAUUAAUUAUUAGCCUUAAUAAUGUUCAAGUUGGAUGUAAAAUAAGUGUUGUUCUAAUGAAUGUUCAUUUUGUCAUUCUAUCUUUGAACUUUAUUUUCAUCCUCUUAUGUAUAAAACCUUUGAAUGUACAUAGUAAAAUUGUUAUCGUGCUAUCUGCCCUGGAUAUCAUGAUGAAAAUGAUUAAAGGUGAGUGUUUUAAUAUUAUUAAAGAUAAUUAAAUCCAUUAGUUAGAAAUGGAAUUAUGAAAAUAGUUCCCAAAAAUAGAUUCGAAGAGAAAUAACCAAAAACACAGACUAUCAAGUUUCCAAGCAUAUAUUAAUGA
Paramecium octaurelia is the source of this 348-nucleotide messenger RNA. NCBI's taxonomy places the organism in Eukaryota, Ciliophora, Oligohymenophorea, Peniculida, Parameciidae. The record is from the annotation of a GenBank genome assembly.